Cylicostephanus goldi is the source of this 477-nucleotide messenger RNA. The record is from the annotation of a GenBank genome assembly. Lineage: Eukaryota; Metazoa; Nematoda; Chromadorea; Rhabditida; Strongylidae.
GCCGCAACAGCAGCCGCAGAUGCGCAAAGAGAAGUUGGCAAAGCAAUGCAGCACUACAGUACAGUCGAAACAGAUCUCAAUCGUCUUCGGAGUCAAUACCGAUCUUUGGAACGGAGGCUUGAAGAGCUUGAAAUGGAUGACGAUAUGUCGGUCGUAGACAACAUGCGAAAAAGUUUGGACGAACUCAAUAAUCAGUUAGCUGAGCUAGAGGAGGAGUUCGCGAAACUUGAAGAGAGUAGUUCCCAAAAAGAGAGCGAGAUUCAAAACAUAAAUGAAGGACUACAAGCUCUGAGAGCUGAUUUUGCUGAAGUCAAAAGAAAGAUUGAGGAACUGGAGAAUGAAGAAGAGGAUAUCCUGGAUAAGGCGAGAAGCAUAGAUGCGGCUAUAGAUUCAGAUAAGAGAAGACUGCAACGGAUCGAGGAUGUAAGUCUAUAUAUUUCUUGGUUACUAUUAGCCUUUGUUGAAGUUCUAUUGUAA